Gigantopelta aegis is the source of this 1847-nucleotide messenger RNA. RefSeq lists its product as uncharacterized. Lineage: Eukaryota; Metazoa; Mollusca; Gastropoda; Neomphalida; Peltospiridae. The coding region runs from base 543 to 1733 and encodes 396 amino acids. The record is from RefSeq and is a predicted model, not a curated record. The transcript has 3 exons.
CAAACCACAUCUAAACUUUAUAAUAUUUACCAGUGUCGCUGUUCUUUCACAAUGUCUCUCCAGUGACGCGCAUCAUCUCGGAGACGAGAGUAACACAAUAUGGGGUAUGAAGAAAGAAUCAAUAAAUUCACAAUUCACAAUUAUUUAUAAUGUAUACGACACGAACACCUAUAAUUUACAGGUAGAUAAUACCUAAUUAAUACAUAACUCAGCUUUAUAUAAAUCAAAAUAAAUGAUUAGUGUACAGUAAUCCCAUCUAGAAUGACGAACCCACCCACCCCUGCCUGAAUGGACUCGACCGUCUUCAAUAUCCUGAAACUAUCUAUUAAAAGGGAAACAAAAACCCACACCCAACAAACUAGUGUGUACUUGUGUCAGAUACGUCUACAAGAACACGUGGCACAGUGGAAAACAAGAUUUUUGCAACUAGUAAUCUUUGCUUUCAUUACUGGCAUUUUCGAUUCCACCAGACUCUUUAAUAGUCAUCUACGACGAAGUGUGGCGAGAGAAGUCAACAUCAAGACUAUAAGCCAUUGCAUAAAAUGAAUGUGAAUAAACGUUACAUAAUGUGGUUCUUGGGUGUAAGCUGGCUCUUCUUAUGCAUUGCAUAUUAUCUACCCACAUCCAUGUAUCUUUCAUUCGUUCAACUGCACCACGAGGCUUGUCCAGACGUUCUCGGUGGCAUGAUGUCAGGCACGUGGAAAACACGAGAGCUGACGUCACAAGAGCAGACCGAAAUUGAUACUUUUAUCAAAUUCUGCAGAAAAUAUUUACCGGACAACUAUCAAAGGUCUGACUUAAAAUGCGGAAAUCUACCAUACAAAAAAACUGGUUUUCGUGUGUGGUUCCGUGUUUUGUGCAACCCCAAUGGACCAACGCCAUGUUGUUUUAAAUACAGAUGUGAGAACAAAACUGUUGAUGAAUGUAGGGGUCCUAAGACCUUUGACCUCCGAAAUCGCGUUCAUGCUGAAUACUCAAAAUGGCAGCCAACGGACAAGAGAUGUCCCGUGAAGAUAUUUGACUCUCAGAGCGCCUGCAACUUGCUGAAAGGGUCGACCAUCUACAUCUUUGGAGAUUCAUUAAUGCGACAAUUUUACACAUCUUUGUUAUUGAUUAUACGUGGUGACUUAAAGACAGGCGCCUUAAAAGCAAACACUCCUAAAGAAAAGAGAAAACAGUGUUCUGGGAUGUACAUUUACACUCACUAUGAAUGUGGUGGAUACAUCGAUUUUCAACCUAAAGUCUGUAAUGCCAGUCUAAAGUUGAAGUUUAGAUACUACACUUCGGUAAAGUCAAAUCAAAAAGCGUUGCAUGACGCCCUUCAACUCAAGGGAAAGAAAAAGUCCAUGCUCGUCCUAGGGAUCGGUCUUUGGGAUUACUUCAACUACUCCCUCAUUGUUAACGCCUACCUAGACCCAAUAGUACAAGCGCUUGUUAAACCUAGAAACAGCAGCUACAACGGCUGGCCAAAGAUUCUGUGGUCGGCUGCCCAAAGUCUCGGGGUAUUUAGAUAUCCACAUGUGAAAACUGUCGACAACUUGCACGGAAAACAAUUCAAUGUCAAAAUGGCGGCGUACUUACGUAACUUCAACAUUCCAAUCUUUAACGCGUUUAAUAUGACGGAUGGUGUUACGAGUAUAGACGGAACACAUUACGGAAUUGGACUGAAUAUGUGGAAAGCUCGAAUCUAUCUGAAUUAUAUACAGGAAUUGAAAGAUAAAGGACUUUGGUAAUGUUGCCCAUAUGUAUGUAUGCAUAUGCAGGUAGGUAGGUAGGUAUUUUACAUACACACACGCACACACUCACACACACACACACACAUAAACACACACAUGCACACACAUAUA